This is a messenger RNA of Ectocarpus siliculosus, 1836 nucleotides long. Lineage: Eukaryota; Phaeophyceae; Ectocarpales; Ectocarpaceae. The record is from the annotation of a GenBank genome assembly.
AUGGAAGAGGUUGAGAACAAGGCACCCUGCGUAGACGCUACUGCCAAGGAUGUGAAGUCCGGAACGCCCAGCCCUGGAGCCGAGGAGAAGCCCACGGAGAUGACGAGCAAGGACUACUACUUCGACUCGUACUCCCACUUCGGCAUCCACGAAGAAAUGCUUAAAGACGAGGUGCGAACGACGAGCUACAUGAACGCGAUCGAACACAACAAGCACCUCUUCGCCGGGAAGGUGGUGAUGGACGUGGGCUGCGGCACGGGGAUCCUUUCAAUGUUCGCCGCAAGGGCGGGGGCGAAACAGGUGAUUGGCAUCGAGUGCUCGACGAUCAUCGAGCAGGCUCGGAAGAUCGUUGCGGCUAACGGGUUCGCCGACAAGAUCACGCUCAUCAAGUCCAAGUGCGAGGACAUCGCCAGCCUGGAGGCCCUGGCCGGCGUGGACAAGGUGGACAUCAUCAUCUCGGAGUGGAUGGGGUACUUCUUGCUGUACGAGUCUAUGCUGGACACGGUCAUCUACGCCAGAGACCGGUGGCUGAAGGAAGGGGGGUUGAUGCUUCCCGACAAGGCGACGUUGUUCGUGGGGGCGAUAGAGGACGAGCAGUACAAGAAAGAGAAGAUAGACUUUUGGGACGAAGUUUACGGUUUCGACAUGAGCGUCAUCAAAGAGAUAGCCCUGACGGAACCGCUAGUGGACAUUGUGGAGGGGAAGGCAGUAGCUACGGAUUGCCAGGCGAUUCUGUCGUUAGAUCUGGCGGACUGCAAAAAGGAGGAGCUGCAGUUUAAGUCAGAGUUUGUGCUGACGGCGCACCGUAACGACUUCGUUCACGCGAUCGUGGCGUACUUCGAUUGUCAAUUCAGUCAGUUGCACAAGCCGGUCCGAUUCUCCACUGGGCCGUUCACCGAGUACACCCACUGGAAGCAAACGGUCUUCUACCUCAGACAGCCGCUGACCAUCUGCAAGGGGGAGUCGAUCAAGGGCAAGAUCACGGUCAAGCCGAACGACAAGAACCCCCGGGAUUUGGACAUCGCGUUGAGAUUGGAUCACCAGGGAUCCGUCAUGUCGUUGCACGCCACACAGGAGUACCGCCUGCGGUAGAGGAAAUCCCCUCGCCCCAUCCUAUCUACCCCCUCCGCUGCCCCUACAGUUGCAAGCGCCAGCACUUGUUGUGAAGAGUGGCCUUUCUCGGAACGCGCGUGUAUUGUAACGAACGGUGUUGUUUGUUUCCUGUUUUUGCAUGUCGGAAGUCAAGUCACACCCCAACGCUCGAGUGCCGAAAGGCAAAGCAGCACAUGGACGCAGUAGGCGUGUCCCGGGAGAAAAUUUCCCAGGAUGGGGCUCGCGAUAUUAGGGGCGGGGGGGGGGGGAGGGAGGGUGCUGAGUUGCAGAUUUCGCGUCGUGCGAUCGUGCGAUUCCGAAAGAGGCGCUCGAUUAUCGAAAGAAACAUCGCGCUGAUACGAGUUUUAUACUUGAGUAGGUUUAAAGCGGUGUGUCGUGGGAGUUGGUUGAGUGUGGGAAGUACUGCGUUUUUGGACCGAUGGUCAAAUGAUCCAAGACUAAGUUGUGUGUUGGGCGCGUGAAGUCGCGCUAGUGCGAAUCGGCAACUCGUCGACAGAAACGUGCGUACGCUGACCCUACUGUUGAGAGCGGGGGAGGGUUUUGGAGUGCGUUUGUUGUUGGUGUGAAACGAGUUGGUCGAGGUUGCUCUUGGAAGCCCUUGGGGGACUCGAGGUAGAUGUCGUUGCGCACUUGAAUGAGUUGCUGCCUGGGUGGUUGAUGGAUUGUGCACGAGGUUGCCUCGACGCCUCGCUCAACUCGCUAAAUAAAGAUCGUCAUGCUUUG